Photinus pyralis (common eastern firefly) is the source of this 1351-nucleotide messenger RNA. Its product is annotated as 2-methoxy-6-polyprenyl-1,4-benzoquinol methylase, mitochondrial-like. NCBI's taxonomy places the organism in Eukaryota, Metazoa, Arthropoda, Insecta, Coleoptera, Lampyridae. The transcript is spliced from 8 exons. The record is from RefSeq and is a predicted model, not a curated record. Gene Ontology annotation, biological process: ubiquinone biosynthetic process; mitochondrial respiratory chain complex I assembly. The coding region runs from base 98 to 1312 and encodes 404 amino acids. Gene Ontology annotation, molecular function: methyltransferase activity. Gene Ontology annotation, cellular component: membrane.
UUUGGAAUUUUCGUGAACUAAAUCAAAAUUGUCAAAAAAAUGACAGAUCCAAAUAACUAAUGAAAGAACUGAUAAAUAAAUAAAAUUAACGCCUAAAAUGAAUUACACAGGCUUAAGCAAGCUCUUCAGCGUCUUUCGAAUAAUCAAAGAAUCGGGAGGCCUAAGAGCCUCCCUCUAUAAAUUGUACAGAAUGGACGAGCUAAAAGUGGGGACGCUCAUGGGAACCGACAAGUACGGCAACAAAUACUUCGAGAACAACCGCUUCUUUUACGGACGCAACCGUUGGGUCGAAUACGCGCCGUACUACCGUUUGGAGUACGACGGCAGUCAAGUGCCGGCCGAAUGGUUCGGCUGGCUGCACUACAAGACCGACUUCACUCCCGACAACGAUCCUGGCAGGCCCAAGUACAAGUGGAUGCUCGACCACACGGAGAAUUUGAGCGGUACGCCGCAACAGUACGUGCCGUACAGCACGACGACGCAGAAGAUCGACGCGUGGAAACCGCCGUGUCCGAAAUUUGUAAUCAUUGCCAAGCGCUUUUGCCAUCGGCAGGCGGGCUAUACGCAUUUCGGAUUUGAAACGGUGACGGAGCAGGAAAAACAGCAGCGCGUACAUAAGAUCUUCGACGAGGUCGCCCAGUCCUACGAUUUGAUGAACGAUCUGAUGUCGUUCGGCAUACAUCGCCUUUGGAAGGAUACGUUCAUGGACCGUCUCGGGCCAACUCCCGGUACAAAUUUGUUAGAUGUGGCCGGAGGGACAGGUGACAUCGCCUUUCGCUACUUGAACUACCUUAAAUCGGACCGCCUGCACCCCAACAGUCACGUCACCGUACUCGAUAUCAACACGGCCAUGCUCGACGUCGGACAAUAUCGAAGCAAAGGGUUGGGGUACGAUUCCUCUCAGAUAACGUUUCAAGAGGGCAACGCCGAGGAGUUACCGUUCGAAGACGGCUUGUUCGACGCCUACACCGUCGUUUUCGGGAUUCGAAAUUUCACCCACAUUCAGAAAGCCAUCGAUGAAGCGUACCGCGUGCUGAGGCCCGGAGGACGCUUCCUCUGCAUGGAGUUCAGUCAAGUUACCGACACCAACUUGCAAUGGAUCUACGACCAGUACAGCUUCCAAGUCAUUCCGCUCAUGGGUCAAUUGGUCAGCGGCCAAUGGCACCCCUACCAGUACCUGGUGGAGAGCAUCCGCCAGUUUCCCAAUCAGGAUCUCUUCAAGUCUAUGAUAGAAAAGGCAGGCUUUCGAGAGGUCAUUUAUGAAAACUUAUCGUCUGGCAUUGUCGCAAUUCAUUCAGGCUUUAAAUUGUAAUUAAAGUUUGCUUAAAAGUAAAUAUAAAUAAUUAUCGUC